Messenger RNA from Gadus macrocephalus (Pacific cod), 3953 nucleotides. It is a transcript of the gene uspl1, whose product is annotated as ubiquitin specific peptidase like 1. Gene Ontology annotation, molecular function: SUMO binding. Gene Ontology annotation, biological process: Cajal body organization; protein desumoylation. The transcript is spliced from 9 exons. The coding region runs from base 186 to 3794 and encodes 1202 amino acids. Lineage: Eukaryota; Metazoa; Chordata; Actinopteri; Gadiformes; Gadidae. The record is from RefSeq and is a predicted model, not a curated record. Gene Ontology annotation, cellular component: Cajal body.
CGACAAAAGGGGGCAGGAAACGCUGGUGCACAACCGGCGCCAAGCGGAAACUGAACGUUGCUGUAGCGAUUUCUGUAUAUGCACAUGGCGACGUUACCGGCCGGGAUUCUUUCAUUCUGUUUCGAUGUUUUAAUCUGACAUGGAAUUAAUUACGCGUUUACACGGGUGGGCCAUGUUCCGGUGAUAUGGUAAUGUUUAGCACAUGGCAACGGACGGCCUGGGACCAGAAGAGAAACAGUGUUAUGCAAAUGACAAGUGAAGACCCCGAGUUGCGGGCCCUGUCCCAAGACCUCGAGGGGUAUUUGGGAAAAGUUCAAGAAAGAACUUCCUCAUUGGAGAAUUGUCCUUGGUGCUGUGCCAAGGGCUGGGUCCAUGCACUGCGCUCUUAUCCCAUCAACUUACAGGAGUCCAUCACCCUCUGCACAAAUCCACAGUGCCUCUACCCCCUGGUAAGCAGACCUCUGGAGGAUGUCUUGGCAGAUCUGAUUCCGGUGAAGGCGCAGAUUGGAGUUAAAAGAAAGAACGGGCACGUCUUGCCAAGCGAAGACGUCGCGGUACCUCCCCCCAAACGGCCGCGCGCUCACGGAGACGAGCAAGGGUCGGAGGCCUCGGACUCUUCGGUCACCGGAGAAGAACCUCCUGCUAUCGAUGUGGACGGUACGGCGUUCACCGCGCUGCAGGACGCCUGUGAGGAGGCCCUCUGGACGACGCCUCCCUCAGAGGGCCCCCUCGCUUCUGAGGCUGUGCGUCAAGGGGAGGGCGCUAAGGACCAGGGGGACGAUGUUCUCGUACCCACGUGCUCGCCGAGUAAACCCACGCCAGGGGAGUCUGCGCUGUCUUCGGCCGACCCCCCGUCGUCUGUCGGAGGGUUCGGCACGUUCGGACCCCCGUCGGCAGGGUUUGCGCCUCGCCGUGCCUCGGUGGUAGAGGACGGGACCCCCGGAGGCGUACUGUUUGGACAGGCAAACGGCCCGCCCCGUGACGGUCUCCGGCCUUGCGACCUGGACUCGACCCGGGGCGGGGAACCCUUGGAGGAUUUAGUGGAAUGCCUCUUGGCGUCGGCUCCGGCCGAGGAGCCACGGCUUCUGGACGGCGAGGGGACCUCUGUGCUUACGGGGGCCGCGACGAAGGAGGCGGAAGCAGAGGCGGCGGCCCCGACGUGGCAACAGGCCGACGCCAAGAAGAGCCUGGGAGACGUUCCCCCCCGACUGACGCACGCCGCGCCGCCUAAGGAAGAGGAGGGGCUGGUGCCGCUGCCGGCCAGGCUGUUCUGGAAGAACAGCGACAAGCUGUGCUGGCUCGACGCGCUGCUCGUCGCUUUGGUCAACUGUAGGAGCCUGAGGGACCACGGACCCGGAGAAGGGGCCCCGGGGUCCCCCAUAUGGGAGCUCAUCACGGAGUACGACGCGGUCUGCGCCGCUGCCCAGGCGCACCAGCUCACUGGCAGAGAUGGUGUUGUGAGGGUCCCAGACGGGGUGCUGCAGAAGGCCCGCACCGACCUGCACCGCAUCCGCAUGGACGUCUUCCAGCUGCUGCAGCCCAAACUACGCUGCCGCCUGGGCCGGAAGGAGACCCCGGUGUUCGCCUUGCCCCUCCUGGUGGCCGGCGACCCGUGGGCCGAGGGCCUCUUCGAGCAGAGCUUCGAAUGGGAGCUUGAGUGCAGCAGCUGUCAGGGCGUCAGCCAGACCAGGGUGACCAAGCCACUGCCAACGUUCACCAACGUGGUGGACGACUGGCAUCCGGAGAAGGCGGCCCACCGCGGGCCGUGCAACCUGUGUCACAAGAAGGACCAGAGCAGGACGAUGGUGUUGGACAGGGUCCCUGCCGUGUUCGCCCUGCACUUUGUGGACGGGCUGCCGGGCAACGACCCCCAGCGCUACUCCUUCAGCCACCGCGGGCGCCGCUACGCCGUGUCCACCGUCGUCCAGUACGACCGGGACAUCCAGCACUUCGUCACCUGGACGCGCACCGUAGACGGAGCGUGGCAGGAGUUCGACGACCUGAAGCAUCCCGGCUGCCGCAGCCACCAGGAGCUCCCCGUCCCAGCCCAGGAGAUGCACAUCGUCUUCUGGGAGGCGGACGAGGACCCCGCCCGCCCGGCCUGCUCCCCCCCCGCCCCGGUCGGGGGACCCCCGCCUUCCAACGGCGCGCCGGACCAGGCGACGCUGCUGGCCCCGUCUCCGGACCGGCCCCUCCUCCCGUCGUACGACGACGGGGACCUCGACGCCGUCCUCGACCUGUCCGUGGACGGAGGCGCGGCGCGGUGCCACACGGGUGACGCGUCCAUCGGGUCGGCCACGCUGCUGGACGCCUUCGAGGGCCUGUCCCACAGCGACAUCGUGACGCUCACGCUGACGGAGGUCCGGCCGGACGCCGCGGGGAAGCUGCCGGCCCACCCAACGCCAGAGAGGCACUCUCCGGACGACGACGCCGUCGCCGACCUGACGCCCCGGAGAGACGAGGCUCUGGCUGGGUCUGCGUCCGAGUCCGAAGGCGAUGAACACGUGUCGGGGGAUCCCACGUUUGACCCCCCUUCCCCCAAGCGAACACGCCAGGCUAAAGCCAAAGCCAAAGCCAAGAGGGAAAAGAAAAGUGGCACGAAACCGAAGCCUCCCCCAAAAGUGAAGGCUCCCCCAAAAGUGAAGGCUCCUCCUAAACCGAAGCCUCCCCCAAAAGUGAAGGCUCCUCCUAAACCGAAGCCUCCCCCAAAAGUGAAGGCUCCUCCUAAACCGAAGCCUCCUCCGAAAACUCCUCUUUCAAAGCGUGGCAAAAAAGAGUUAGCAACCGCCGUGGCCAUGGAAACGGCCGCUACCGCCGGCGUUCCAUCGACGAACCCCUCGCCGCCGCCGUCGCCGCCUGUUCAGAUCCCCGCGCUCGAUAACCCGCUGCAGCUGGACCGCUGGAGCUUCAUGAUGAGCAAACAGCCUCAGACCCGGCUCAAAGCCAUCCCCGCCCCGGAGCCGGCCGCGGCGGCCCCCGUGAGGCCCGCCCCCAACCCCGCGCCUCCGAGGAAACCCAGCGCGCCCCGGCCCCAGCUGAGGCUGGAGAGCAGCGAGCUGCCGCCGAAGAACGCCGGGAUGUACGACGCCUUUGGCGUGAAAAGUACGUCUACCUUUUCGUCGUGGUCGCCGGCGCCGCCGACUCUCCCUGAGCCCGCGGGGUACCGCACUCCUUUAGCCCUGCCCCCGAGCACGCCGACCGCGGCCAAGGCGGUCGCCUUCACCUUCCAGACCCCCGGAGCCACGCCCUCGGGGAAACGCGACCGUCUCUCGGACGGUCCCGUCACCACGGACUCCCUCCGACUCCAGCUGCUGAAGAAGCUCAAGGCCAAGAAGAAGAAGCUGGAGGCGCUGAACCAGCUGCUGCAGGGCGGGGCCGGGGGCGGGGCCCGGGCCGGGGCGGCCUCCCCCCAGGCCGUCACCUCUAGCACGGCCCCGGGGUCGAGCUGCGAGGACCUGCUCACCGCCUGGCUGUCGCCCACCUCCACCGUCAGCAACCGGUCGCCCGACAGCUCCGGGCUGCCCGAGACGCGGACCAAUGGGAGCGGGGCGGGGCCUGUGGGCGGGGCUUACCAGACAAACUAUCCCCCGCCUUACUGCCUGCCGGGCGCGGAGGACAACCUCCUGGAGGAGUUCAUGUCCGGGGGGGCCGCACUGCAGCGGCAGGCCCCCAUGGAGGCUCAGGGCCCCAGCGGGCUGGCGGGCGGCGGCGGCGGCGGCGGGAAGAAGAAGGCGGCGUGUGCCGUGUCGAACGAGUUUGAGACGUUUGACAUGGAUGACCUAUAUUUGUUUUGAGUCGUUCAUGCAACGAAUUAAUUGAACGAGUGAAUUGAAUGAAUGGAUGCAUUUUGGUUAUUGUGAUACGGAUGGUGGCAGUACUGUAAGUUUUGUUCCCUGAAGGCUACUUCAAACGAGUUGGCACUGUCUUUGAAAAUAAAAAGAUGACACAACUGA